CUCUCAUCUUUGGCCCCCUAAUUUGGCCCCCAUAUCUGGCCUCUACAGGUCAGGUGUGCGGACAACGCGCUGAUUUGGAGUGGAGAAUGGUGUCUUGCGACAUUCGAAAUAUUUUCGAGCGCUGCAGCUCCAGGGUCAGCCCUCUCCCGGAUAGAAGUUGAAUCAACAACACUUCCCAACACCAACUCUCCAGAAUUAGUCUGCGAUAAGCAGUUCCAUUCUGGUUUAUUAUUCUCCGCUUAUCCUUCGCCGGCAACCGGAAGGAGCUAGACGUACUUCUCUUCUCUUCACGCGUGCGGUUCCUUUCAUGUUCCCCACAAAAUGAGCGGCGCCACGACAGCCAAACCGCAGACCACCGGCAGCACCGCCGCGCCGAAGAAGCUCUCCGGCAUUGACCUCUACUCGCGUUUCGCCUUGGCGGGUGCAGUCUGCUGUUCUGUCACACACGGAGGCCUCACUCCUGUCGAUGUCGUUAAGACCCGUAUCCAGCUCGACCCAGUCACCUACAACCGUGGGCUGAUUGGUGGCUUCCGCCAGGUCAUCCAGAACGAGGGUGCUGGCGCCCUUCUUACCGGGGCCGGUCCUACCUUUGCGGGCUACUUCCUGCAGGGGGCUUUGAAGUUUGGUGGUUAUGAGUUCUUUAAGCAGCAAUCUAUCAAUGUGAUCGGCGAGGAGAACGCGAAGAACAACCGCAUCGCAGUCUAUUGUAUCUCGUCCGGCUCAGCUGAGUUCUUUGCCGACAUUGCCCUCUGCCCGCUCGAGGCCACCCGCAUCCGAUUGGUGUCUACGCCUAGACUUCGCUAAUGGUCUUGUCUCCGGUUUUACCAAAAUUGCCCGCCAGGAGGGAGUCGGCGCUUUCUACUCUGG
Messenger RNA from Penicillium brasilianum, 867 nucleotides. Lineage: Eukaryota; Fungi; Ascomycota; Eurotiomycetes; Eurotiales; Aspergillaceae. The record is from the annotation of a GenBank genome assembly.